CGCGUGCAAUGACUCUCGGCCUGGCGUCGCCGUCGUGGUGAUGGGGUCAUGGGCGUCCUAGUGGCGUCACAGGCUCUCCCAACUGUUUCAAAGUCGCGAUUCGCACUGACCUGACAGCUACGCGCCCUGCCGAUAUGGGUGUAGAUAAUGGCCGUCUGGCUAUUUCUGGCAGACCAGCGACUAGCAGAUGACGACCGUCUUCCAUUCCGGGCCGUCCGAGACAGUCUGCGUCCCGUUCUCCUGUCGCGGUGGAUCUGUUCGUCAGCCACCGACUUCCGCCGCCGACACUUACUGACUGCAAAUACUUAUUGCUUGCUGUCCACUUCUCUCUUGGCAACCCUGACUUUUUUUUUGCUGCUGCCAGACGCUCGCAGAGGCCGUUGCCGUUGUCUUGUCCUUCACCAUGGGCUCCGAAGUCGUAGCCGUGCCGCCUCCUCUGCGCAAAAAGGUCCUGAGGGUCCUGUUCGUCUCGCUGCUGCUGGAUCUGAUAUCCUUCACCUUCAUCCUGCCCCUGUUCCCCAAGCUCAUCGAGUUUUACCGCAACCACGAGACGGGCGACCCCAACACGGUCCUCUCCAAGAUCCUCGCCGGCCUCAAUGCCUACAAGAACUCGUUUGCCAAGCCCAUCAACUCGCGCUACGACAUUGUCCUGCUCGGCGGCGCUCUCGGAUCGCUCUUCUCCCUCUGCCAGGCCAUCGCCUCGCCCUUGAUCGGCACCCUCUCGGACCAGCAUGGCCGGCGCACCGCGCUGUUGUGGUCCAUGGCCGGCAACAUCCUCAGCGUUGCCCUCUGGGUUGCCGCCACCGACUUCCGCACCUUUCUCGCCAGCCGCGUCGUGGGCGGCUUGAGCGAGGGCAACGUCCAGCUGGCCAUGGCCAUUGCUACCGACAUCAGCGACGAAAGCCAGCGCGGCUCGACAAUGGCGCUCGUCGGCGUCUGCUUCAGCAUUGCCUUUACAUUUGGCCCCACUCUCGGCGCAUAUCUCUCGACCCUGCGCAUCAUGGACAAGAACCCCUUCGCCAUGGCCGCGGGCUUCUCCCUCUUCCUCAUCGUCACCGAGACAAUCUAUCUGUAUACCAGCCUUCCAGAGACGCUCCCUGCGGUGGUCAAGACGCAGAAUGCCACACCCAACGGAAAGGCAAAAGACAGCCCUGCACCCAAGCCGCGUGCGCGCACAAACUCGCAUUUCCUCCUCAACGCCACGCACUUCACCUUCAUCCUCUUCUUCAGCGGCAUGGAGUUUUCGCUUCCCUUCAUGACAUACGAUCUGUUUGCUUACGAAGCAAAGGACUCGGGCCGCUUGCUCGGCUUCAUGGGCUUGGUCGCUUCGCUACUUCAGGGCUCCGUGGUGCGUCGCAUGCACCCACUCAAGGUGGUUCAGAUGGGUGUAGUCAGCUGCACCAUAGCCUUUGUCAUGCUGGGCAGGGUACAAACGCAGGGCGCCCUCUAUGGAGCCGCUGCUCUACUGGCUGUCACGAGUGCAACCGUUGUUACCGGCCUUAACAGCUUGUCAUCUUUCGAGGCUGGUGCUAGCGAACGCGGAAACAAGCUAGGCAAUCAUCGAAGUUUCGGCCAAAUUGGGCGCUCUCUGGGACCCCUAAUCUUCUGCUCCCUCUACUGGUGGGCGGGCCGAGAAACGGCAUACGCCACUGGAGCCGCUGGUAUGGUAGCCGUAGGCGGAUUGGUAUUUGCAGGGCUCAAAGUCCCACCGGGCACGGAGAAGGUUGACAAGAUGGACCCGACCGCAACUGCUGCCGCAUCACUGGCAGCUAUCUCUGGCCUUGCCGCAUACCUCAAUGCAAAGUAUCACAUUACACAAGAUCUGUCCGUAUUGAGGGCGAAGAGCAAUGCGGCAAAGAACUUUGAACAGCUCGUCAAAACCAAACGCCAAUGCCUGUGGUACGCAUUUGCUCCCCAGGUUCCAAAGUACAGCAACAACUUGUGCAUCUGGUCCCGCACCAAAACCUACACAUGGCAGCAAGUACACGACCGCGCUGUCCAAUGGGCCAACUUCUUCCUCGCCCAGGGCGUGAAACCUGGCGAUUUGGUCGCCACCUAUCUCAUGAACAGUGCUGAUUUCAUCGUCAUCUGGCUCGGCCUUUUGUGUAUUGGCUGUGCCCCGGCCCAUGUCAACUACAACUUGAAAGACGAGGGACUGGUCCAUUGCCUGAAAGUUGCCCAAGCGAACCUCGUUCUUGUUGACGGGGACGCGGAGUGCUUGGAGAGAUUCAACGGCGUAAGAGAAAGAAUCGAAGAGAUGGGCGUCAAGCCAUUCGUCGUGGACGAGAACAUGUUGGCGAGUGUCUACCAGGGCAGUACCGUCGUUCCCGGGGACGAACUGAGAGAAAACGUGAGUGCUAGGGAUCCCAUGUGUCUGCUUUAUACCUCUGGAACAACUGGAUUCCCCAAAGCCGGCAAGUUCAUGGUGGGCCGAUUCCAUGAACGCGGAAGCUCCGAAACUCCUCCCUUUGGCCAGAAAGCAGGGCCAGACGGCGAUCGCUGGUACUCUUGCAUGCCCUUGUUUCACGGAACAGGAGGCAUAGCUCUCUUGAGCGCGGUGACGACCGGCAUGAGUGUAGCGGUAGGACGCAAGUUCUCAGUCAAGACCUUCUGGGACGACAUCCACGACUCGCAAGCCACAACAUUCGUCUAUGUUGGUGAAGCAGCCCGCUAUCUGCUCAUGGCGCCGCCACACCCACGCGAGAGAGACCACCGAUUGCGCGGCAUGUACGGCAAUGGCAUGCGGCCAGAUGUAUGGGACCGGUUCAAGGAACGCUUCAACAUUGCCGAAGUCAUGGAAUUCUUCAACUCUACCGAAGGCGUGCUGGGCAUGGUCAUUCACAGCAAGGGUCCCUUCACAGCAACUACCGUUGCCCAGCACGGAGCUAUCCUCAGGCGCGCUAUACACAACGUGUACGUGCCCGUAGCCGUUGAUCCGGAGACAGGGGACCUGAUCCGCGACCCAAAAACUGGAUUCGUGAAGCGUAAUUCGUACCAGGAAGGCGGCGAAAUCAUCGUUGCUGUGCCCAGCGAAGACGCGUUUGCUGGCUAUCAUAACAAUCCCGAGGCCACAGCCAAGAAAUUCGUACGAGACGUGUUCAAGAAAGGCGAUUUGUACUUCCGAUCUGGCGAUGCGCUGCGGAGAGACGACCACGGACGGUGGUACUUCCUGGACCGGCUGGGCGACACAUUCCGAUGGAAGAGCGAAAACGUGUCCACGGCCGAGGUAGCCGAAGUGCUCGGAAAGUUCCCUGGUGUAGGCGAGGCCAUUGUAUACGGGGCUCUGGUCCCCAAGCACGAUGGCCGCGCUGGCUGCGCUGCUCUCCGCUUAUCCGAUGGCAUCACCAACCUGGAGACAUUCGACUGGAAAGCCUUGCUAGAGCAUUCCCGCAACAAGCUCCCCAAAUACGGGGUGCCCGUAUUCCUGCGCCUCGUCAAAACAUCCAGCAACACGGAUAACCAAAAGCAGAACAAAGCACCGCUGCGCGACGAAGGGAUUGACAUUGACAGGUAUGGCACCAAGGUGGUGGGAGGCGCCGACGACGUCGUCAUGUGGAGCAAGCCGGGCCAAGAUGGAUACGUCCGGUUUACGAGGGAUGACUUGGAGGCGUUGAGAAGUGGGAAGAUUUCCUUGUAGUAGAUGGAUGCAUCUUGAUACGACAUAUCACGCUUUUUUUUAUAUUUGGUAGUCUAGAAUCUUCAAGUACCUAAAA
Molecule: messenger RNA, 3713 nt
Organism: Exserohilum turcica Et28A
Lineage: Eukaryota; Fungi; Ascomycota; Dothideomycetes; Pleosporales; Pleosporaceae
Exons: 5
Coding region: 404-3637 (1077 amino acids)
Biological process (GO): transmembrane transport
Molecular function (GO): long-chain fatty acid transmembrane transporter activity; long-chain fatty acid-CoA ligase activity; transmembrane transporter activity
Source: RefSeq, a predicted model, not a curated record